Juglans regia (Persian walnut) is the source of this 1061-nucleotide messenger RNA. Its product is annotated as transcription factor bHLH92. Gene Ontology annotation, molecular function: protein dimerization activity. The transcript is spliced from 3 exons. The coding region runs from base 93 to 842 and encodes 249 amino acids. The record is from RefSeq and is a predicted model, not a curated record. Lineage: Eukaryota; Viridiplantae; Streptophyta; Magnoliopsida; Fagales; Juglandaceae.
CCCAAUCCCAAUCCCAAUCGAUCGUUACACAACAAUUUAACAGCUACGGCCGGUAUUUGACACCCCCGGGAAAACAAAAGGCAGAGACAAGAAUGAUGGAAAUGUUUUGCCCUCAGGAUUUGCAGAGGGAGGAUUUGCAGAGUGGCAUGUUCUGGUAUGAUGCUUAUGAGGCUCCGCCGGUGAAACAAAGCGCUUUUGUGGCGUACACAGAGGGACCCAGUAUUGAGUUUGGGGCAGGGAAUUGGAAUUCAGGUUGGAUCCGGGGAAACAAUAUGAACAAGAGAAUGGUAGAGUUCUUGAGGAGGAGUUGGCAUCCAAAAAUUGAAAUCCAAGAGCACGAGAAAGAACGGGGUUUUCGCCACAUGAUGAACGAGCGGGCGAGGAGGGAGAAGCAGAAGCAAAGUUACAUGGCCCUGCAUUCAGUGUUGCCUUUUGGAACCAAGAGUGAUAAGAGCUGUAUUAUUCGAACGGUGGCCAAGCAAAUUCAAGAGCUGCAACGGCGUGUGGAGGAGUUGAAAAGGAGAAACAAAUUAGUUGUUGAAGCAAGCAUGGUGGCAGUGGAAGGGAAGAGAGACGUAGGGGCAGCCAAGAUUAGAGUAAGAGUGCCUAAUCCUUCAUCUGGGGUUGAUUCUAUGGUGGAAGUUCUUAAAUGCUUAAAGACCUUGGGACUGAAAACCAGAACCAUCCGUUCAAAUUUCUCUGCUCUGGAGUUCUCAGCUGAACUGGAGAUUGAAACCGAGAUGGUGGGAGCUGCUGACGAUGCUGAAAAGGCAAUAGACAAAGAGAUAACACUACAUGAAGUGGAGAGGAAGCUUCUUCUCCAUUUCGACGAAGAAGGAUGAAGAAGCUAUAAACCAAAUGGGUAGUAGGCCGCCAAAGAAAAUCAACAUCUUUUUAACCCUUUUUCUAUGUCAUGUAAAUUAUGAAUGAUUAGGUACCAACUAUAAGGAGAAAAGAAUAAUUUUACUUAGCAUCACACACACCACACUUCUUUUAAUUUAAUUUUUUUUUUUUUUCAUAACAAGUAUGUAAUGUAUAGAUGAUAAGUAGAAUAAUUCAAU